Molecule: messenger RNA, 1199 nt
Organism: Salvelinus namaycush (lake trout)
Lineage: Eukaryota; Metazoa; Chordata; Actinopteri; Salmoniformes; Salmonidae
Product: GTPase IMAP family member 7-like
Exons: 3
Coding region: 87-1043 (318 amino acids)
Molecular function (GO): GTP binding
Source: RefSeq, a predicted model, not a curated record
AGGAAAACGAAACCUAACUGAAUAUAGGCUCUCACAGUCACAACAGGGGACAACAAUCAACAGAUUAGUACAACGACACUAAAAAGAUGGAACGAGGAAAAGGAGGGACUCAGAGGACUAUGUUCCUGUUGACACUCUGUCUGCAAGCCUUCACUGGUCAAUGCCAAGUUUCAGGGCAGCUCUCUGACCUCAGGAUAGUUCUGGUGGGGAAGACUGGAUCAGGGAAGAGUGCAACAGGAAACACCAUCCUGGGAAAAAAGGUGUUUAAAGUGGAGGCUUCUCCAGUGUCUGUGACUGCACAGACUGAGAAACAGAGUGGAGUGGUGAAUGGGAGGAAGAUUGAUGUCAUCGACACCCCGGGACUCUAUGACACAACAAUGUCUCAAGAAGAGAUGAAAAGUGAAAUAGAAAAGGCCAUCUACAUGUCAGUCCCAGGACCCCACGCCUUCCUGCUGGUGAUCAGACUGGGGAGGUUCACAGAGGAGGAGAGGAACACUGUUAUGUGGAUCCAGGAGAACUUUGGAGAAGAAGCCUCAAUGUACACCAUCUUGCUGUUCACAUAUGGAGAUCAACUGGAGGGUAAAUCAGUGGAGGAGUUUCUGGCUGAGAGCAAAGAGUUACGGAAACUCAUCAAUAUCUGUGGGGGCAGAUAUCACUCCCUAAAUAAUGACAAGAGAAAAGACAACACUCAGGUCCCAGAGCUGCUGAAGAAGAUAGAGGAGAUGGUGGAGAAGAAUGGAGGACAACACUACACCAAUGAGAUGUACCAGGAGGUCCAGAGGAAGAUCGAAGAAGAGAAGGAGAGGAAGAGACAGGAAAAUGAGAAGAGAGAGAGAGAGAGGAGACAGGAAGAGGAAGAAAGAAGAAGAAGAGAAGAGAAAUUGAAUGACUGCAAGUGGUCAGCGCUUGCCAGUACGGCUGCAUUGGGUUUGGGAGCCAUGUUCAGCUCUCCAUGGUCGUUAGCAGCAGGGGCUGCAUUAGCCGCUGUUAAAGGUUAUGAAUGCAUGGGCACCUAUUUCACCUCAGAAGACCAGAAGAAAUAAAAUUUCCACAUCCACCAUCUCAGAUUGUUUUGAAAUGAAGAUUAAUUCUUGUGUUAUAUAAUAAAAAUAUAAUUUGAUCUCUGAGAAAUUAAUCACAUUUAUUGCGCCCAAAUUUGACAUUUUAAUUGAUAGGAUUCAUAUACUAUUAAAUAAAUA